Messenger RNA from Myotis lucifugus (little brown bat), 2919 nucleotides. RefSeq names its product C-type lectin domain containing 5A (gene CLEC5A). Lineage: Eukaryota; Metazoa; Chordata; Mammalia; Chiroptera; Vespertilionidae. Gene Ontology annotation, biological process: innate immune response. The record is from RefSeq and is a predicted model, not a curated record. The coding region runs from base 166 to 726 and encodes 186 amino acids. The transcript is spliced from 7 exons. Gene Ontology annotation, molecular function: virus receptor activity.
ACAGAGAGACUGUGUGAAGAAGGAAGGAGUCGCCUGAGCAGAAGGAGUGUAUUCUCAGGAGAAAGGGCUCUGUCCACCACACCACGCAUAAGACCACCAGGAAGAUCCCCACUGCAAACCAAUCCAACCUUUCAGGGAGAGAGCAGGCCUCCUCAUCUCAUCAUCAUGAACUGGUGGUGCAUGAUCAUCUCUGGGCUUAUUGUAGUGGUGCUUAAAGUUGCCGGAGUGACCUUAUUUCUGCUUUAUUUCCCACAGAUUUUUGGCAAAUGUAAUGACAGCUGCAGUCCCACAGGGAGCUAUGGAACAGUCCCACAGAUUUUCGGGAAUGGUAAUGACAGCUUCAGUCCCACAGAGAGCUAUGGAACAGUCUGCCCCAGCAGGUGGGAUUUUCAUCAAGGAAGAUGCUUUUUCUUUUCCACCUCUGAAAUGUCUUGGAACAAAAGCAGGGACCUGUGUGAAGCACAAGGAUCGACUUUGGCCAUUGUCAACACCCCCGAGAAAUUGAAGUUCCUCCAGGUCAUAGCUGGAGCCGAGAAGUAUUUUAUUGGCUUACUAUACCAGCAGGCAACGAAGAGGUGGCAUUGGAUCAACAAUUCCGUUUUCAACGGCAAUAUUACCAAUCAGAUUCAGAAUUUCAACUGUGUGACCAUAGGCCUAACAAACACAUUUGAUGCUGCAUCAUGUGACGUUUCGCACCGCUAUAUCUGUGAAAAGCGUGCCAAAUGAUCGAGUUCUCUGUGGUCUCUGACAAGAACAACCAACAUACUUAUGAAGAUAGCAAAAGAGAACAUUGACAAUUGGGACUGAUCCAAGAAAUAGAGAAUAUCAAAUUACUGUGUCUGUCUUCCACGGGUUACUGGCUGAGCUCCCUAACCAAUCCUCAAGGCUAAUGCACGUGCCCCUUUACAGAUAUACUUGCAUGUACACAACUGAGGCAAACCCCCCAUUCUGAGCCAGUAAUUCCUCAAGAGUCCAUUUCCUGUGAGAGUCGCAUCUGUGAUUCUUUUUUAUCUGAACAAGUCAUGAAGUCAAUGAUCCCUUUGUGCAUCUGUAGACAAGAAGAGGCUUGGCUGUUUGGGGGAAUGAACUUCUGUAUUCCACAAGGGGGACUGGAUACUAGCCAUCUCCAGGAAACAUGAACAGUUUUGUGGAGGCAACUCAGUUGGUAUAAAGACAGCUAUGUUUCUGUAGAACUGAGCAUUUCUCAUUGGUCAACAGGGCUGAGCCUGUUGCUAGGGUCUGUCUGAUCCUCAGAGCACCUGGCCAUACUACCAGGGAGAAACUGCAGACUGAGCAGGUGUGAACCUUAUUUAGAGAGCAGCAAGGGUGGAAGAUGAAUAAACUCCACUUCUGUGCCCCCAUCUCUGUUCCCAAGAGACCCCUCCACACACCCUUUAUCCCUGCCCCUGGUCUGAACUGAGGCCAGGCUCUGGGAAGGACUCUUGGAGCCAAGCUUGGAGCAGAGAGAGUGUUGUUCCAGGGAUUGAGGAGGAGUCUUGGCAGGCCAGGAAUCUGCUAGGAAACCCCUUUUAAGACAACCCAACAGUCAAGAUGAUCAAGCUGACUGAAUCUCUGUUCUUCAACAAAGCUCUAAGAGAGACUCAAGCUAACAAUGUUCUUGGUCUUGGCCUGAAUCUCCAUUUUAACAGAUUCUUAUUAUCUGAUCAUAUUUGUUGAGUAUAUUGUAACAAACUGGGGUAGUCUCCUGGGCCCCAGUGAUCACAACAUAUUCCUCUUUGCAGUUCUGUAGCGACCCUGCCAGGUACAGUUUUGCACUGGUUGACAUCACACUGAUCCCAGACAAGUCCAGCUGAUCAAGAAUUAGAAAAGAAGGGGAGGGAUGCUCAAGGAAACAUUGGGUGGAGGCAAGGAGUGAGCAUAUAGGAGAAAGGGCACACCAGGAACAAAUGGAAAUCAUUCCGGAGGAAAUAAGAGUCCAUUUGGCCCGAUGGGAAGGAAGGCAAGAAAGAGGUAGAAAAAUCAUGGGGUAUCCUGUCUGUUCUCUGUACUCAACAUAGCCUACAGACCCUCCUCAGUGCAUGGAAAAGAGAAAAGAGAUGCCCAUGGGUUUUCAGUAGCAAGAAUUAAACCAUGAGAGACUGUACAAAAUAAAUGGAAAUUAUAGUCACCUAAGUAAAAUGCUUACCAUUUAUGUCUAAUAAAAUAAAUGUCAUUAGAUGGAUGUCAAAUUAAAUUAUUGUCAGUUUUACUUUUAUUAUUAUACCACUAAGCUCUGUUCCUGUGUUACUAAGCGUCAUAGUUUUUGGGUAAUUAGCAUGCCACUUAUUUAUAAUUUUAAAAAAUGAUAUAAUUAGAACUUGCUUGAAGGAGAUUGCCAGAAACAAUUUGUGUUUGGGGUAGAGUGGAUGUUGGAAUUAUAUUAGUAGUCUCAUGGUGUUCGCAAAGACCAGUGCUGCAGUUGAGGAGGGAGGAAAGGCUAGGUGUGUGGUAAAAAAAAAAAAAAAAAAGAAAAGAAAAAGCAGAAUUCUAACCAAAGUUAAGCCUCAGAAUUCAGACAACAGAGUGAAAACCACAACCGUCUGUUUUGAGAAGGGAGAACUGUGGUUGCCACACUUCCUAUGCGAUGACAGGAGAGAUUGCAAACUUUUAGAGUCCGGAAAUGUAGACAUCUAGUGAUUUCCCUAGGAGACAGCUCAAAUUUUCCCCAAGAUAAGGAGGUGUUCUAUCCCAGUUCUAAAAGAGGUCCCAUGAGAUGGGCUGGGGUGCUGAUGGGGAGUAUAUAGGAAAUAUGUGGACUAUGGUUUAAGUUUAUUACUGGGGUCAGGGGUGGUCAGAUAUUAGGAUAUAUAAAUGUCACCUUAUAGGAUAGCAGCAGUGAGGUUUUCAUUUUUUUAUUAUAUAUAUUUUUAAUCCUCACCUGAGGAUAUAUUUAUUGAUUUUUAAAGAUAGGGGAAGGAA